AUGGGCCCUGCUGGCAGUGCCUUCCUACUGUCUCUUCUGCUGGGGUCUUGCCCAUGCUCUUCUCCCAAAAAGAAAGACCUGCCAUCAGUAUGUGGACGACCUGUAUACUCAGGCCGUGUCGUGGGUGGCCAUGACGCUGUUGCAGGGCAUUGGCCAGUCAGUGUGCACCUGCACCAGGCCCAUGUCUGUGGAGGGUCUCUCAUCGGUGACCGGACACUGACAGCAGCACACUGCAUAAAAAUGAGCUGGAUUCUUUUGUUAUAUAUGGUAUGGCUGGGAUCAAUUCACACAGACCACUCAAACCAAAGUGUGAAGCAUCAUGUAUUCAAAAUUAUUAUCCAUCCCCAAUUUCAACAUAUAACUGCAGACAUCACCUUGUUGAAACUGGUCUCUAGAGUCACCUUUACUUCGUUCAUCCUGCCCACCUGCUUGCCCCACAUUACAAAGCGGUUGACACUUCCAGGCUCUUGCUGGGUGACUGGAUGGCGAAAGGUUACGGAAAGUGAAGAUAGUGAUUACCCUUCCACGUUCCAGGAAGCAAAAAUAACCUGCCAGGCCUGUGAACUCUACAACCUAACUGGCUCCAUGUUGCCAGAGUUAGACCAAGUCAUCAAAGAAGAUGAGAUAUGUGCUGGUCAUUCAACUAACAAGAAGGAUAGCUGCAAGGGUGACUCUGGAGGGCCUCUGUGAUGUCAUAUUAAUGGUGCAUGGAUCCAGAUAGGAUUGGUAAGCUGGGGAACGGGCUGUGCUACAUCUCUCCCUGGAGUCUACACCAGUGUGAUCUACUAUCAAAUUAUUAAGACCACUAUCCCAAGAGCUGAGGUCGUGGGUGCCAACGAUUUGGACUGAUCUGACCUCCUGUUCCUUAUUGUACUGCUCUCUCUAGCUCUCCUGGGACCCUUCUGUGCCUUUGCACCUAACAUUUUACCAGGAGAGUAG
Messenger RNA from Puma concolor (puma), 939 nucleotides. The record is from RefSeq and is a predicted model, not a curated record. Lineage: Eukaryota; Metazoa; Chordata; Mammalia; Carnivora; Felidae.